Mya arenaria is the source of this 2052-nucleotide messenger RNA. RefSeq lists its product as uncharacterized. The record is from RefSeq and is a predicted model, not a curated record. Lineage: Eukaryota; Metazoa; Mollusca; Bivalvia; Myida; Myidae. The transcript is spliced from 5 exons. The coding region runs from base 1 to 2052 and encodes 683 amino acids. Gene Ontology annotation, molecular function: zinc ion binding.
AUGGCCAGUCAGGGUAUUCAGUUCCUGGAGACUAGAGAUCAACUUGCUCUUGGUGACCGUAUCGAAGUGGAUGGUGAUUGUCGAGGUAUUGCUUACCAUGACGAUAUGUUGAUAGUGUCCUUCUACAAUGGAAAUCUAAAAGUAUUGAAUAUGAACGGGCAUGUUAUAAAACCAGAGACGGAAUGCAGUGAACAAAAACAGUUUGGACGUCCUUACUACUUAACAGUUGUAACUGAAAGUACGUCUGCUUACAUCUACGUAUCAGAUAAUCACAGGAACACCAUUACAAAGCUUGAUGUGGACCUAAAUAUCCUCAAGACCUUCCGGGAUCCUGCAUUGAAAGGAUCUGGAAGUAUCACUGUAGUCGGGAACCAGUUAUUAAUCUGUCGUUUUACAGAAUCCCAGACAAUGGAGGUUCCUGGGAAGAAACUGCAAUCAGGGUCAUCUGCAGAGGACACAACGUACUGCCAGCCUUGUGAACAAGAUGACGAAAUCCUCCCUGCUGAUUCAUACUGUACCGUCUGCAAAGAGUUCUUCUGCUGUCACUGCGCAAAUGUCCAUAGGAAACAGAAAAUGACUAGAUCUCAUUUCCUUCUUGACAAAUCAAAUAUGCCUACAUCUAUCAGUGGCAUUGAAGUUGAAUAUGAAUGCACAGUGCCUUGUGAUAUCCAUCCGAAAGAGUCAAUCCAAUACUUUUGCAGCUCCCAUCAGACCCUGAUAUGUGGACACUGUUCAGUACAGAAACAUCGAUCGUGUCAUGCUGAUGUUAUAUCAGAUCUCUCCAAGGCCUUUAAAUAUGGCCAAGAGUAUGGAGAUGUCAUUAAAACAAUUGCCAGGUUAUUUGAAGAGAUAGAUUUAUGCGCGUCUGAUGUGGAGAAAAACGUUGACGUUGUAGCAAGGUUAGGUGAAAAUGAAGUUUUCAAGCUCAGAAGAUACCGUGAGGAAGUUAACAAGUAUUUUGAAGAAAGAGAACAGGCUCUGUUAAAGCUUAUAGAGAAGAUGAAAAACAUGGACGAAGAACUACUAGGGUCUCUGAAACCGAAAUAUGCAAACCUGAAGUCCAAGCUGGAAGAAAUUAAUGCCACACUCGAAGCACAAGAAAAUAACAUGAUACAGUUGUUCAUUGAGACCAAAAGGGUCAAGAAACUACUAGAGGGCCUGCAGAAUGAGCUUGCUGACAUUAAGAAGGAAAACGUAAUUCACCUCUACGAAUUGAGAAAGGACCCAGCCACAGAGCGUCUUGUUGCAUCUGACACUGGCAUUGGGACAUUAGAAAACAUUACGACUGAAAUCACAACCACAUCAGCAGCGAGCGACCAUGACAUAAUAGGACUAACAGUUCAGGGAGAUGACCAAUGGGAGACCAUUGCACAAUGGGAAACCAUAGCAACGCCUGAACCUACAGUGAGUCAGGUCUUUGUAGACCUGACUAUAUAUCGGUUUACACUAGCUAUGGACAUCCCAAUGAAGUCUCCAACUCACAACAAGAACUGCUACCUGUCUAGCAUGUUACGCCUUUCCGAGUCCGGAAUGCUGAUUGUGGACUGUAACAACUGCACAGUGAAGAUGGUGGACAUGCAUACCAAUAACCUGGUGUCCCAGAUCAGUGUACCAGGUCAGCCAUGGGACAUAUGCCAUCUCUCCGGGUACACGGUUGCUGUUACUAUGUUCAAUCUAGGUAUUCAGCUCCUGGAGACUCGAGGGCAUCUCGUGCUUGGUAACCGUAUCGAAUUGGAUGAUGAAUGCCGAGACAUGAGCAGGAACACAAUCACAAAACUUGGCAUGAACCUGGAUAUCAUCGAUACGUUCCAGGACCCUGCAUUGAAAAGCCCAAGAUGUAUCACGGUAUUCGGGGACCAAUUGUUAAUCUCUGUUUAUGGAAGUGGCAGCAUUAUGAUACUUGAUUUGUCCACUGGUCACAUGGCACAACUGAUGGGAGAGAAGGAAGGGAUACGAAAUCCACUUUCUGUUCACCACCUUCCGCAAUAUAGAAAGAUUCUUGUCACGGAAUAUUCGAAUAAUUCAGUCAAAGUGUUCAAUACAAUCGGAUAA